Molecule: messenger RNA, 1248 nt
Organism: Aspergillus pseudoviridinutans
Lineage: Eukaryota; Fungi; Ascomycota; Eurotiomycetes; Eurotiales; Aspergillaceae
Exons: 1
Coding region: 1-1248 (415 amino acids)
Biological process (GO): phospholipid catabolic process
Molecular function (GO): hydrolase activity, acting on ester bonds
Source: RefSeq, a predicted model, not a curated record
AUGUUUGCUACCUCUGCAGCCCUUGUGGCAUUCGCCGCUCUGGCAUCCGGCCAGAAUGCUCUCCCGGCUGCUCAAGUCCCUUUCAUCGGUGGUGGUGUGCUCCAGAAGGAUGAUCCCCGUCUUGCCAACUACACCUUUGUAUACAGACCUCCCUUUGACCCUAAAGUCUAUGGUGGGUACUACCACUGGUCCGUCAACAACGACACCGUUGCCGUGGCCAACUACACCGGUUACGAUGCCAAGGAUGGCUACACUAUCCCAGACGACUCCUACACCAUGUACCCUUUCUUCUCUGUCGGAGAGAAGAACCCCCGCGGCAUCGAUCAGACCCCUCUCUUCAAGCCUAAAGAGGAGGACUGUGACAAGGACCAGAAGUUCAAGAAGAUCCUUCACAUCAUCUUUGAGAACGAGGUGUUCAGCUGGACCAUGGCCGAUCCGUACUGGCAGCUGCUCGCUCGCCGCGGCAAACUGCUGACCAACUCCCACGGCGUCACCCAUCCUUCCUUGCCCAACUACGCUGCUUUCCUCGCGGGUGAUGUCUUCGGAAUGGCCAAGGAGGACUUCUACAACAUCGAUGCGACCACCAUCUACGAUCUUCUCGAUGUCAAGGGCAUCGACUACGCCACGUACGUUGAAUGGUACAGCCCAGCCGCUACCAAGCGCGGGCCCCUCGAUUGCAAUAACUACAUCUUUAACGGGCCCAUCGACAGCACCAACCCCAAGUGGUCGUCGCAGAUCUACCGCCGCCUGGACGUCCCCGCCCUGCUCUUCAGCACCUACACCUCCGAAUACGAGCGCUGCGCCAAGAUCUACAAUGCCACGGAGAAGUUCGCCGACGACGUCAAGUCGGGCAAGCUGCCCGCCUACUCUUACUAUGUCCCAGACAUGCUGCACAACGGCCACGACCCCGCGUCGGAUUCGGACUACGUGCAUCAGACUACCACCUCCGGAUCCUGGUUCAACGCCUUCCUGGACCUCUACCUGCCGGAACUGGAGAAGCAGGGCACGCUUGUCGUGGCCACCUUCGACGAGGCCACCUGGCAGAACGACGAUGACACGACCCCCAACAACAACAACCAGAUCGUCACUCUGCUGUUCGGUGCCGGUGUUACCCCCAACACCAAGGACGAUUCCUACAUCACCCACUACGGUGUCCUUCGGGGUGCCAUCCAGAACUUUGGGCUGGGAUCCUUGGGUCGCAACGACACAAAUGCUACCAACGGCAACCUGUUUGAUCUUGUUCAUUAA